CCCUACCGAUGUCCUCCCCUUGCUCCUUGGCGUUGUCACCAACUAGGACCAAUCGAAUGUUCCACUGGUAAAAGCGUGACAUCGCCUUUACAAUAAUUAGUAAACCCGACCAUGGUCGGGAUUCGGUGCCAUAAACCUACACUCUCAUCCCUUCUUCCUGUCUCUUCUGUUUCUGUAGUGUUUGAUCCUAGUGAUGCGGUGAUCAAGAGAUCCCGCGAGAACUCAAGCGGUUAUUACCCAGCGCAGAACGCGAUACCAAGCCGAGUCAUAUAUAUUUGACUAGAGAAUCGUGAAUUAGACGCGCAAAGACAUACCGAAUUCGUUACAGCGCAGAUCAGUCUAGUUAAGGUCACAUCUUCCCCUCAAGAUUUAAAUACUCCAAGAAAUCUAAGAGAAGCCAAACACGAUAAACAGCAAUGGUGUCCAGCGCAGCAUCAACUGCCUCGGCAACGCACACAGAUGGGGAUGAUGAUGCGUCCGGAGAGGCGCGGCUGCAAUUGCAGCGCAAGAUAAGUCAGGCGGUAGACGAAGGACAUGAUGCAGAUAUCCCGUCGAGCCAGGGCUUUAUAGUGGAUGAGCAAGAAGAGCUUAAACGACAGCGAUCGAAAGCCGAGCGGAGGCGAAACUCAUUCGCCAGUAAGAAGAGUCGGACGGACCGCGACGUCGAGAAGGCGCAAGGGCCCGGCGAAGCGCCAUUAUCAAGCAGCAACGACGGCGAAGAUAGUGAUAGCGAUCCUAACAUUGUCUGGUGGGAUGGACCUGACGACCCAGAGAACCCUUAUAAUUGGCCGACGUGGAGGAAGGUUCUCAACUGCGGACUCAUCAGUGCCAUGACUUUCGUUUCCCCCUUAGCAUCAUCUAUCUUCGCUCCUGGUGUUCCUCAGGUGAUAGCCGAAUUUCAUUCGACAUCCUUAGAAAUCGCCUCGUUCAUGGUUUCGGUGUAUGUGUUGGGCUUCGCAGCGGGACCUAUGUUAUUUGCGCCGUUGUCUGAGAUAUAUGGUCGAGUUAUCCUUUUCCACAUCGGAAACCUAGGAUUCGUCGCUUUCCAAGUCGGAUGCGCGCUUUCUCCAACAUUAAACGCCCUCAUCGUCUUCCGAUUUUUUGCUGGUGUCUUCGGUUCCGUAGCGGUUACGAAUGGCGGCGGCACGAUUGCUGAUAUGGUCACGCAGGAGAAACGAGGGGCAGCAAUGGCUGUUUUUAGCAUAGGUCCGCUUUUAGGCCCUAUCAUCGGACCCGUUGCUGGUGGUUUCUUAUCUGAUGCUGAGGGUUGGAGAUGGUUGUUCUGGCUUCUGGCCAUUGUUGGUGGAGUUCUUUCAAUUCUCAUGAUCUUCUCUCUCAAGGAGAGUUACGCUCCCGCAAUCCUUCAGAAAAAGGUGGCCAAGUUGCGUAAGGAGACAGGAAACAAUUUACUUCGAUCGAAACUCGAUGCCGGUUUGUCGCCUAGGGACUUCUUUAAGCGGAGUAUCAUUCGCCCCUUCAAGAUGCUGUUCCUUUCGCCAGUCAUCGCCAUCACGUCGCUUUAUAUGGCCGUCACCUACGGCUAUCUCUAUUUAAUGUUCACAACCAUGACCGAUGUGUUCCAGGGAUACUACGGCUUCUCAACAAGCCUUGUUGGAUUGGCGUAUAUUGGUCUUGGGGUGGGAAGCAUAAUUGGUAUUAUACUUUUCAGCACUACAUCCGAUAAAUACAUCAAGAAGAAAGCUACGGAAGCCGACGCGAUAGCCCAAGCUACUGGCAUACCUACAGCUGGCAUGAAGCCGGAAUAUCGGUUGCCGCUACUCCCUUUAGGAGCCUUUCUAAUCCCCGCGGGUCUAUUUAUCUACGGGUGGACAGCCGAAUAUAGGGUCCAUUGGGUUGUUCCUAUCAUCGGAACAGCUGUUGUCGGUUGCGGAAACUUGCUCGUAUUUAUGGUUAUUCAACUAUACCUAGUCGACGCCUUCACUAUUUAUGCCGCCUCCGCCAUAGCAUGCAACACGAUUGUUCGAUCUUUGGCUGGUGCCGUACUUCCGCUGGCUGGACUGCCGAUGUACGCCAAACUGGGUAUCGGCUGGGGUAACAGCUUACUAGCAUUCAUCGCCAUCGCAUUGUUUCCUGUAUCACUGGGCAUAAUCAAAUAUGGGGAGCGUCUCAGGAAAAGAUUCGUUAUAAAAAAUCUCUAGUGGAGACAUUAACUCUACGGACUUCUUUUCAAACCCAUUACUUACAGGGAUAUUAGGUUGCAUUAGGGAGGGUUUAUACAUGAAGAAAAGGAUACCAUCUAUCAUCAAUGCGUAUACUGGGGCCAUAACGGCUACAGAAUAGAAAAUUUAGCGUCUAAUUAUUCUACGGAUUUUAUGUAUUAUAUAGUAUGUUUAAUUAGAAUCGCUGUCACUACCACACCAGGCUUUAGAUAUAAUAGCCAAACCAUCAUCAAAAAAAGAAUGGAAAUUUUUCAUUUACUUUUAGGCAA
This is a messenger RNA of Daldinia decipiens, 2449 nucleotides long. Its product is annotated as bicyclomycin resistance protein. Gene Ontology annotation, biological process: transmembrane transport. Lineage: Eukaryota; Fungi; Ascomycota; Sordariomycetes; Xylariales; Hypoxylaceae. Gene Ontology annotation, molecular function: transmembrane transporter activity. The coding region runs from base 417 to 2159 and encodes 580 amino acids. The transcript has 3 exons. The record is from RefSeq and is a predicted model, not a curated record.